UAUGAAACGACCCCUUGGAAAGCUUUACUGUCACCAGGAGAGGAUUUGAGUCACCAGGAAGACUACACUGUGAGCCGCGACACCGCACCCUUGCGUCUAAUAGCUACAUCACCUCGCACAUGGUCGACAAAUGGACGGACAAGUGACGGAAAACGUAAGGAGCUUCGAAAAGUCAAAGCACGCAGGACGUUUGUUUCUUCUGGUGCUGAACGUGCUGCUGCUGGCGCUGGUGGCGGUUGAGGUAUGGCGGUGUUUCACGCGCGACGACCAGACGGAGAGCUCGCCUUUACUUGUGGCGCCGCGAAAGCAGACGGGCUGGUCGCUUGUCGGCGAUGGCAGCAGGGUCCCUUCCACUGGCAGCGGCGCCCUCGGUGCGCCAGUAGCUGCAGAGGCGCUUUUCAACGCCACGCUGGCGCAUACCUGCUGGUCCUCAGAACCCAUUUCGACGACCACCAGCAGCAGCAACACGACAGCAGCAGCAGCAGCAGCACCAGCAGCAGUAGCAGCAGGCGGGGUGGUGGUGGCGGGGAGGGGCUGUUCUGAGUGUGUGCGGGGAGAGCAGUGCAGCAUGCACGUGUGGGUGAGGCCGCCUGCUGAAUGGGUUCUGCCUUUUGACGGCAGCAACAGCAGCACCACCGCCACCGCCAGCAGCAGCAGCAGCAUGCUGGCGGGGUUGAUGGCUGUGACUCAGUGGGCGGUGCCUUGGGGCGGCAGUGUCCCUAGCAGCAUGAUUGGCCGGUACAGCUGGUGGAAGAAGGACCUCACUCUUUCGCUGGAGGGUCCUGCUCUGGGCUACGGGGAGGUGCAGUGCGUCGACCCCCCUGCCUGCUCGCACUUCCUCGUGUCCUACCGCCUCUGGGACGUGGGCGUUUACAGGGCCACUCUGCACGUGGGCUGUGAGAAUCUCAACUUCUCCUCCUCCUUCGCCGCCCAUUUCAACUCCACCUUCCGCCACGACCUUGCCACGUGGACCCUCUCAAUUGGCUGGCCAGAUGCAGCUUCCAAGAAGAUUCCUGUCUCUUCAGAUGCUACUGCUGGUGCUGCCGGUUUUGGUGGUGAUGCUGGUGAUGGGGAUGAUAGUGACGCGGAUACCACCUCCCCAGAUGCCUUUUCCUCAGAUACCACCUCCCCAGAGAUACAAGCCUCUCCUUGUGCGGGUUCGUCCAUCCCUGGUCGGUGGAAGAAAGCUGACGAUGGCAACUACACUUGGGCUUUCUUCCCCUGUGCGCCAGCAGAGUCUCUUCCUGACCGUUGGAUCAGAGAGCUCUGGAGAAAGGGAGUCCGAGAGAUCAACAUGGUGGGGGAUUCUCACCAGCGACAGCUGGCAGUUCACCUGCACUUCCUGCUGUCAGGGGAUGCGGAUAAGCGCAAUCGGGGCAUGGACUUUUCGCUGGAGUCGCGGAACCAGUGGAACGAGACGCUGAGGAUCAACUUCUACUGGGUGGAUGGCAUCUACCGCAACGGGGAGUUCGGCUGCGGGCAUCGAGGCAAGUUCACCCAUCACAGCACCACAUUCCCAACCGACCUCUCUUCCACAGCUGAUGUCACCAUCCUGGAAGGGGGCUACUGGGCGAGUGGGCGGUGCGCAGAGCCAGUGCGAGCCGUGCGAGCCCACCUCCCAGAAUACUUCCACUGGGGACUCCAGUUAGCCGCCCGAACCAGCAAGCCGAUGGUACUGCGCACAGCACCCCCACUGCCCAAUGGGGGCGGAUUUUGCGCUGCUCGCACGGGUGUGCUUGCUGGCCCCGUAACCAACCUUGUGAUUAUGGAGUUAAAUCGGUUGAUGAGAGCCCUGGCUGCAGGUGGUGGUAGUGAUGGUGGUGGUAUUAAAGGUGGUGAUUGUGGAGGUUGUAAAGGUGACCACAACGAAUGUGGUGGUGGUGGUGAAGGUGGUAAUCAGGAAGCAUGCUACACAGCAGCUGAUACAGAUCCGGCACAACCUUGGGAUAAAGCGUCGGUGUCGCGAGCGUUCACCGUGAAAGGAAAGCGGCUGGCAUCCUCCAUGCAUGUGUUUGACUCGUGGAAAAUCGAGAUGCCAAGAUACGUGGAUGUGUGUCCUGGCGACCACCACUAUUCGUGCUACGGCAAAACAUCAGAAGAAAAGGAUGCAGUUACAGGGCCUGUGGGGGAAGCAGUAGCGCAUGCAUUGGUGUACUACCUGAUUCACGAAUUGUAAUACCGGUACUUGUCAACAUAUACAUAUUAUGUAUGUAGUAGUUAUAGGCUAGCCUAGGUGUGUGCUUCUAGUGAGUACAACCCCAACAGGUAU
Molecule: messenger RNA, 2269 nt
Organism: Closterium sp. NIES-67
Lineage: Eukaryota; Viridiplantae; Streptophyta; Zygnematophyceae; Desmidiales; Closteriaceae
Source: the annotation of a GenBank genome assembly